GCCAGAGCUGAGCGGUGACGGAGGCCUGCUCGCCGAGGUGCGGCAGCUCCCCUUCAGGUGUCGCAGACAGACGCUGCGGGCCCUGGGUGGGAAGCGAAAGGGUGAGUGCGAUUCCCAGAACUGUGUGAUCGCCGCCACGAUGGACCGCCCGGACGGGGAGCCUCCGGUCAAGACUCGCCGCACUAGCAGCCGUGACCUCCUUCAGUGUGAUUUGCCGCCGCCGCCACCGCUCCUGCAAAUGCCUUUGCUUCCGCCUCUGCAGCGCCCGCGGCUCCGGGAAGAAACCGAGGCGGCACAGGUGCUGGCUGACAUGAGGGGGGGUAGAUUGGGCCCCACUCUGCCCCCGCCACCACCCUAUGUUAUUUUGGAGGAGGGAGGGAUCCGCGCGUACUUCACCCUGGGGUCUGGGAGCCCUGGCUGGGAGCCUGCAAUUGACUCCGGGUACGGGGGGGCCAGCCCCCGUCCCACAGGAAGCCUGGGAACACUCUCUACUUCCGAGGCUUCUGGGGAAAAUCUAGAAAUCGGCUUUCAGGUUACUGGGCCUAGUAGCCUUGCUGAGGAGAAGGCCCUAGAAACCUGUAGCAUGUGGGGGUGGCGGCCCCAGAGAUUGGCUAGCCCAAAGCGGAAGGAAGAGACUGUCAUCAUAGUGGAAGAAGAUGAGGAUGAAAUGGAAGGUGAGAAGAAGAGGUGGAGGAGAAGGAAGCGGAGGAAGGUGAAGAAGGAAAGUAAUGAGAGGAAUGCCGAGCGGAUGGAGUACAUUUUGGAGGCACUGGAGGAUAUUCAACUAGACCUAGAGGCAAUGAACAUCAAGGCAGGCAAGGCCUUCCUCCGUCUCAAGCGCAAAUUCAUUCAAAUUCGAAGACCCUUCCUGGAGCACAGAGACCUCGUCAUCCAGCGAAUCCCAGGCUUCUGGGUUAAAGCAUUUCUCAACCACCCCAAAAUUUCAAUCUUGAUCAACCAACGUGAUGAAGACAUUUUCUGCUACUUGACCAACCUGCAGGUACAGGAUCUCAGACAUGUCUCCAUGGGAUACAGAAUGAAGCUGUACUUCCAGACAAAUCCCUACUUCACAAACAUGGUUAUUGUCAAAGAGUUCCAACAUAACCACUCAGGUCGACUGGUGUCUCACUCUACUCCAAUCCGCUGGCACCGAGGCCAGGAACCUCAAGUCCAAAAGCACAGGAACCAGACCACCAGCCACAGCUUCUUCAAUUGGUUCGCAAACCAUAGCCUCCCAGAAGCGGACAGGAUUGCUGAGAUUAUCAAGAAUGACCUGUGGGUUAAUCCUCUACGCUACUACAUGUUGGGAGAAGAGAGAUACCGGCCAAACAGAAAGAAGCAAGACCAGGAAAGUAAUACCAAGGACGAAUAUGAAGUGAUGAUCCUGGAAGAUUCUGAUGAUUAUCAAGCAGUGAGAGACAUUAUCAGCGAGACCUCAGACAGUGAUGUGAGCACUGAUAAUGAAAAUAUUUCUGACAUCAAAAUCUCUGACUUCAUGGAGACAACCGACUAUUUCGAGACCACUGACAGUGAGAUAACUGACAUCAGUGAGAGUCUCUGUGGCAAUGAGAGUCCUGACCGUGUGACCACUGAUGAUGACAAUGAGACCACUGAUGACAAUGAGACCACUGACAACAAUGAGAGUGCCAAUGAUGAGAGCCCGAGUGACAACAGUGAGAACUCUGAAGACAAUAACAAGACCACCAGUGACAAUGAGAAUCCUCGUAACAAUAACGAGAGCGCUGAUGAUGAUGAGAAUGUUGAUGGUAACAAGUACCCCAAUAGCGAUGAUGAGAGCCCUGAAGGUGACAGCCAGACCAAUAGCAGCAACCAGGGCAGCUGCGAUAGUGACAUUGAAGGAGAUAUUGAGGACAGUGAUGAUGAAGAUAAUGAUGGCAAUGAAGGUGACAGUGAGGGCAGUGAUGAUGAUGGCAAUGAAGGUGACAAUGAGGGCAGUGAUGAUGAUGGAGAUAGUGAAGGCUAUGAGAAUGGUAUGGAAGACCCUGACCAGGAUCAAGAUAAUAGCAACAAUCUGAAUGAAGAUGAGGUAGAGGUAGAGGACUUCUCAGAAGAAGAGGAGGAACGCAGUGAGGAAGGCAGUGAGCAAGGAGAGGACAGCGUUGACUCAGAUGAGGCUGGAGGUGAAGAAGACUACGAUAUGGGGGAAGUGUUUCAGACCCCAAACUCUUGGGUUCUCCCAGGAAAGUAGGAAAAACGGGGUGGGGGCGAGCCUCACCCUGGAUGCAAGGAAUCUGCAUUCUCCUCACCUUUCCUUACUUGCCCUGCCCUCAGCUAGGGCCACAUGGCCCCACCUUGCACUUAUGGAGUGACUGAUGUCGUGCACGGGUUUAAAGUUAAUUAUUCUGGUUUAGUUAUUGUCGUUUUUAUUUUGAGGGCGGAGGGAAAGGGCACUUCUCCUUCCUUCACCCCCUCCUUUAGGCUUCUGUGCGCAGCAAAACGUAUUUAUUGUGUUGCCUUUGCCAGGGCCCCACUAUCUCCUAAACCUAGUCAUUGUGGACCCAGCCACUGCCCGCACCGAGCUAUAUAGAUCCCCUGAUCCCAAAAUGGUGAGGGCCACUGUGGCCAUAGUCAAAGCUGCACUGUGGCUUUGGGGAGUUAGUGGGUGGCUCUGCUCUUCUGCUGUCACUCUGCCCUUUCAAGCCUGUCUCCCCGCUUCAUCCAGCAUUUACCACUAGCCUCCUCCUUGUUCUGUGUGCGUGGGAGGCCACUUCACCAAAGCCGUGUUUACCAUCCCCGCCUCCUAGAAGCCCCACCUCGUUCUCUGUUAACCCUAAUGAUCCUAAUAAAAUUCUAAGCAAAUCUAUAA
Echinops telfairi (small Madagascar hedgehog) is the source of this 2827-nucleotide messenger RNA. It is a transcript of the gene TSPYL2, whose product is annotated as TSPY like 2. The record is from RefSeq and is a predicted model, not a curated record. The coding region runs from base 140 to 2209 and encodes 689 amino acids. Gene Ontology annotation, biological process: nucleosome assembly. Lineage: Eukaryota; Metazoa; Chordata; Mammalia; Afrosoricida; Tenrecidae. Gene Ontology annotation, molecular function: chromatin binding; histone binding. The transcript has 7 exons. Gene Ontology annotation, cellular component: nucleus; chromatin.